UUUGCGAGAGUUCAUUAACUUUAUCGGUGGUGGUUCUAUAAUUUUCCUAUGUAGAAUGAUAAGCUCUUUAUUUCUGCGUGUCGUCUCGCGCUGCGGCUGGUCUUCAUAUCAGUAAUGUGACGGUACAGUAAGCUGCCUGCUCGUUGACUCAUGUGGAGCUGCAGCUGGAUGCUGUCAGCUAACAGAGAGACUGCAUCUGUGCUGUGGCUGUUCUGCUGUUACCUCCAUCGUGAUGACUCCAACCAUGGCUCAGAUCAGCGAUCCAAAGAUCGCAUUUGCCUACCUGCGCCCGGCCUGUGUCCUGUUGACCCGACAGCCCUCUGUGACCAACGUGGAGACACUGAGCGGCCAGUUAAAAGAAGUCAACGACGCCACGUUACAGCAGCUCCAAGAGUAUGUCCUCUUCCCCCUUCGCUUUGUUCUUAAAGUUCCCGGGCCCAAGAAGGACAAACUGGUGCAGGCUGUGGCCGAGGCCAUGUGCCACGUCCUGGAGAACACCUGCGUCCAGAGCUGGCAGACCCUCCACGACCUCCUGUCGGAGCUCUGCCUCUGCCUCUCCUCUCCAACCGAUCCCGGGAAACCCGCUGAUUCGUCCGAGGAGCUGAAAUUGUCCGUCCUGAGGUGCCUGGAUGCCCUGCUUCAUGCCGCUUAUGGUGAUAUAUUCGUCAGACUCUUCGAACCGGCCAUGCUGCCUGGACUGGGAGCUGCCAUAUCGCUUCUGCUGGCUUUAGGUGAGAAGGUGAAAUCCCGGGAUAUACAGGCAGCGGCGCUGAAGUGCCUCCAGGCUUUGACUCUGCAGUGUGACUGCACUCAGGAUCAUGUGGUCCCGUCCGCAGAGGAGCAACGUGCUAUAGGCAGCACAAUGGCCUCAUUCUUACCUGGGAUCACUACGGCUGUAGCCAGGAUCAUUACAGGAGAUCUAAGACAAGGACAUGCAGUCACAGUCAGGGCCAUCAAGGUUUGGUGCAGUGCUGUGGGGCUCGUCAUGGAAGAUGCCCAGCUUGAGGCCAGUGAGCCCUCAAAGACUCUCUUGCCAGACCUGGGCAGGGUCUCACAGCUGGUGGUCCAUCGACAACCUCACUGGGUGAAGAGCACAGCGGGGAAGCUUUCUGUGCUGCUGAAGAAGAUCGUAUCCUGCACCUCCGCUCACCGUCACUGGAGGGUUCGGCUGGGGAUGGUGGAGCUGGCUGACUACCUGCUGGCCAGGUGCAGUCGGUCGCUGGGAGAGUGCGUGGGGCCGCUCCUGGAGGCACUGGUGGGAGCAAUCAAUGAUGAGGAGCCCAGAGUCAGAGAGAGGUGCGAGGUUGCUCUCAGAGAGGUUUCCCAGAAGAAUCAGAGCAGCAGCCGCAGCAGCGGUGGUGGUGAUGGUACCAGUGAAAGCAGCAGUACCUUCACUGACGUGCUCUCAGAGAAUCUCCACUCUUUGGCCACUUCCCUGCCCAGACUGAUGAGGACCUCCGAUGACCAGCAGAAACUGUUUGUCCUCAACGUGUUUCUGGGCUACCUAAAAGUCCUGGGGCCGCUCGUCUCUGUGGUGCUGAACUCGGCCGCACAUCUGGAGAGGAUUUCCAAAGCCUUGAUGCAGGUGCUGGAGCUUGAUGUGAUGGACGUUUGCAUCGUAGAAGAAAGGAGUCGCAGCUCCGCCGUAGAAACAGGCUCCGCCUCUCCUGAUUGCUACGCCGCUCACGUACAGAGGAAGCAUUUCCUCUACUUCACUGAUGACAAGAUCCUCUCUGUGCUCACGGAGAUCUGUCGGACUGUAGGUUACUAUGGCAACAUUUACCUGCUGACCGAUCACUUUCUGGAUCUGUACUGCCAGUCUUCGGCGUACAGAAAGCAGGCUGCCAUGGUGCUGAACGAGAUUGUCAGGGGCGCCGCGGGCAUCGGCGUGGCGACAGAGAGUCGGGGUUUGGAAGGUGUGGGCCGCGCACACUCCUCUGCCACCAAGGAAGACCUUGUGGCAGCAGUGGAGUCCGUCAUGGAAGAGUACACCAGUCUGAACAACUGGCACCUGAUUACUGUUACCGAGGAGACGGAUAGAGACCGACAGGACCAACAGCUGCUCAGCCCACCCAGCCCAUUCUCCAUAUCCAACACAGAUGUCGGCAACAUCAACCCAAACUCUCUCCAAGUGGUUCCGUCCUCGUCUGGCUCCCCAUCUCCCUCGUCGUCCACCUCCACCAUUCACCAGCUCAACAGCAACAUCUGGCAGCUGUGUAUCCAGCUCGAGGGCAUCGCCUGCUUUUCCCAGGCUCUGGGGCGUGACUUUCGUCCCCUCUUGAUGACAUCACUGUACCCUGUACUGGAGAAAGCUGGGGAGGAGACUCUGCUGGUCAGCCAGGCGGCGCUGGGCUCCAUGUGGGACAUCAGCGAAGCCUGUGGCUACCCCUCCCCGAAGGAGCUGAUCAAUGAGAACUCUGACUACUUGCUCAAUGACAUUUCCCUCAACCUGCAGCGGCUCCACCAGCAUCCCCAGGCUCCGCGGGUGUUGACAGUGAUGUUGACUCACUCUGACUGCAGCCUGCUGCCUCUGGUCGGGGACAUCGUUCAGGAUGUGCUGAUGGCUCUGGAUCUAAGUUACGACCACACGGCGGCACUUUUCUGUUCUGUGCUGCACGCGCUGAUGCAGGCACUGGUGAGGUGGUUUCCCUCCAGUUGUAAAAGGGCCGAUGAGUCUGGCAGACCCCAGCAGACCUCCGCUGAGCAGGAAGUCUUCAACAUCCGCCAGUUCCUGCUGGAUUACCGUAAAGAGAAAGAGCUGGCCGAGGGCAUUGGAAUAGAGGAGGACGAUACCGAGGACCUCGAAAUCCCUCCUCCCACAGAGUGUGAGGAUGUUGACGAUAUUGUUGGUCCUGAUGUGAAAGCAGAGCUCCCCUCCCACCUCAACAUCACUAAAGAUGUUAUGGAGCGCUGCAUUCAUCUGCUGUCCAAUCCCGGCCUCAGGGUCCGACUCAAGGUGUUGGACGUGCUGGAGCUUUGUGUGUGUGUACUGAGUGAGAAGGAAGAUGAACUGCUGCCUAUGGCCCAUCGCUGCUGGCCCGCCCUCCUGCAGAGACUGACGGCCGAUGAGCCUUUAGCAGUCCUCAGAGCCUUCAGGGUGCUGUGUACCCUGGGUGAAACUUGUGGCGACUUCCUGAGGAGGAGGGUUUCGAAGGAGGUUCUUCCCAGGCUGAGCUCCUCGCUGGCGCGUCAGGCUCCCGUCAGUGCCAAGGCCGGACCUGUCUACCCGCACACUGUGGCCUACAAACUGCAGCUGGCUGUCCUGCAGGGUCUGGGCUCACUGUGCCAGAGGCUGGACCUGGGUGAAGCAGAUCUGGAUGCUGUCUGUGAAGCCUGCCUGCCCUACCUGAGCUGCAGGCAACCCAUCCGGCUGCAAGAGGCCUGCCUAAGCGUUUUCCGACACCUAAUCCAGGUGGACGCCGACGCCCUCUGGUUCACGCUGAACGAGCUCCACUGCCCGUCCUCCUACGAGCCGCCCCACCCCGACCUCCUGCCCGUGCAGCUGAGCGGGAUGGGCAGGCCGAGGGACGAGUGCUCGGACAACGUGCUGAGACUGCUGAGGGAGGAGUACGACCACGACCGGAGGAUCGGCCAAUGAGCUGCCGACGGAUGUGAUUGACUCGUCUCUGACGCUGACGGCUCUCUGAACCGCUGACUCCCAACAAGUCAGUUAACCGAAUGGAAAUCUGACAAUGGCGCCGGAGAGAACAGCCUUUAGAUGCAGGCUGUGAUAACCUUGGUGGUGUACGCGGCUCUGAUAAGCAGCGGGGUUGAAAGGGAAAAUGGCAAUGAAGCAUCUCCCAGCCGCUGCAGGUGUCGAAGCCAGGAACACUUCUGACAGGUCUCUUGCGUUAGGGAGACAUGCUGCACUUUGACAGUGCUUAUGAUUUUCUUUUCAUGUCAAGGCACUGACAUGUGCUGUAAAUGCAAAUGUGUUUUCCAUUCCUUCUCGUUAUUUCUAGAUUUGCUGAAGAAAUGCCUUAUUCUCAGCUACCUUGCUGAUUUGAAUCAUUCGUUAAUAAAGUCAAUUGAUAUUCA
Molecule: messenger RNA, 4038 nt
Organism: Scophthalmus maximus (turbot)
Lineage: Eukaryota; Metazoa; Chordata; Actinopteri; Pleuronectiformes; Scophthalmidae
Gene: tti1
Product: TELO2 interacting protein 1
Exons: 14
Coding region: 233-3598 (1121 amino acids)
Biological process (GO): chromatin remodeling
Cellular component (GO): cytoplasm
Source: RefSeq, a predicted model, not a curated record